AUGAAUAAUUUAUAUUCAUAUCAUGCACCUGUUAGAGGCUAUGCGAGCAAAAAAGGCAAUAAGAAGAUCAUGGCCUCAUCAUUUGACAGCAAUGUUGCUGAGGGAAUUGUUGAUGUCGAAAAACUAACGUCUAGCAUGGAGACAGAGACAAAUCUUAUAUUUUCAGCAUUUUUCGACAAUAUCAAAAUAACGUCUGGAAAACGUAAAACAUCUCUUGGAAAUGUAGCCAUCAUUCAAAAUAAAGAUGACAAGUAUAUUUUGGAUCUUGCUUUAUCACCAAAUCUGACUCUAUCUGUAAUGAAGACUUUGAAUGACAAAUCUAUCUUCAGUCCAACACUGGAAGGAAAUAAAAUCACAGUUACUGUACCAUGGCUAACGAUGGAAUUGCGCCAUGAUUUAGUAAAAUCUGCAAAAGGUUUGAGUAAAGAGGCGAAGAUUGGGAUAAGAAAAAUGCGUCAAAAAGGAAUGAAUGAUGUACUUAAACAAAGGAAAGAAAUCUCUCAAGAUGAUGCUAGGAUGCUUGAGAAUCAUAUUCAGUUCUUAACUGAUAACUAUGUUAAACAAGUUGACGACAUUUUACGGGAGAAAUCUAAAGAGUUAUUGCUGAGGUGAAAGAACAUUAACAAACCAGUAAAACAUGUCGUGAGCGUUUCUAUUAAUAAUAUCCGUAAAACAAGAGCCAUUUAUGGAAAGUGGUAGCUAAAAGAGCCCGCUUUCAUUGGCUCAGAAGCAUUUUUGGCGGUCUAUUUAAACGUAAUUUCACCGAAAGAGAAUUUAGAAUUUCGACAAAAAUGGCAGAAGUUUUUUAAAACGCCAAUUGCAAGAUAAAAAAGCCUGCGCGUACGAAUGUGAUUCGGAGUAGCUAAGAACACCGGCAUCUGAGUUUUCAUUUAUAAUGCAAGCAUUUCAAAAAAUAAUAAAUGCAUGUCCGGUUUUUUCAAGUAGCUAAAACGUUUUAAAUCAUAUUAAACUCUUUAUAAACAUCGCUUGCUUGCUCUUUACCGUGAAAUAUCGAACCUCUGUCUUUUGGUGAAUAUCUCACCCUAUGUGAUCGAUCUUUACAAAUGGAGAUGAGUCAGAUAUUUCUCCAAGCGUUUGGUUGGUAAAGGCUUAAAAGGACCAAUAUAUGUUAAUGGAUAUCUCAAUUAAGGGAGCCAAUUGUUAUAGUUCUAGCCAUUGAGUUUAUUUUCUAUGUUGACGAUCGGCAUUCACAAGUCUCAAGAUUAAAUAUCUAUAAUGAUUA
Molecule: messenger RNA, 1243 nt
Organism: Xenia sp. Carnegie-2017
Lineage: Eukaryota; Metazoa; Cnidaria; Anthozoa; Malacalcyonacea; Xeniidae
Product: ribosome-recycling factor-like
Exons: 6
Coding region: 1-612 (203 amino acids)
Biological process (GO): translation
Cellular component (GO): mitochondrion
Molecular function (GO): ribosomal large subunit binding
Source: RefSeq, a predicted model, not a curated record